UCGGUGUAUAGACUUUUCCGAAGCAAAUUAAAACCUUGCAUUGUGUUUGCGCAGAUCCAUCCUAAACGGCCCGAGUUGUGUUCUUGCUGUCUUCAACAUAAUGGAGGUGAAGCAACCAAGUCAAGCCUUGAGACUCCGCCCUCCGCUUGCUCGCAAGGAUCCAUGGCUUGUUCAGGUCCAUGGAAAGAAGGAUGAAAACCAGACCUUUUUUAACGUAUCAGAAGGCCGUUAUCACGUUAAGAGCAUUCCGCAGAUGCGCGGAAAGGAGAUAUGCACAUCAUCCUUUGGUUGGCUGGUUUUGGGUGAUGACCAAUCUCAUGAUUGUUUCCUGCUAAAUCCAGUUUCCAUGCAGAAAAUCCAACUUCCGUCAUAUUCCUUGGAUUAUAACUUCUGCUUGCUCACGUCGCCUCCUGAACAACCCAACUGUCUCGUUCUCUUCAUCACCUGUGAGACUAUCAGAAGAUCGGGUGUCUUUAUAAGUGUCAAUAUGAGCUUUAGAUUCUGUCAUCCUGGCGACCAUAACUGGGUCGAACUCAAACGCGAGCCUGUUGAAGAUCGAGGGCAACUGAUCAUAAGUGCAACUUGCUUUGAUGGAAGGAUUUACUUGCUCAACUCUUCUGGAAAUUUUGUUUUGGUUGAGGUAAAACCUGAUCUUAGAUUUACACAUCAAGGGAUUGGCAGACUUCCACCACGCAAACGAGGAACUUGUAGAUGGACUUUCACAAAGCUAAUUGACGUAGGAGGAGACUUGUUCCUCAUCCAACAGAUAUGUCAUCUUCUGAACUUGCAAGAGGAUGUUCAAAUUGAUGAUUUCAUAAUUUAUAGAUUGAAUGUUGAUCUGAAGGUUUGGGAGAUGGUGGAGAAUAUUGGAGACCUAGCCUUCUUCUUGAGCCCCACUUCAAAGGCUUGGUGUUGGGGAAGCAAAUCGGGAAUCAAGGGUAACACCAUCUACUUCAUACAACAUAAUGAUCUAAGCCUUUAUGCAUUUGAUCUUGAAGAAAAGAGCAUUGCUGUUUCUUUACCUUGUCCGAAUCUAAAAAGGUCACCAUGGCGUCUAUCUGCUGACUGGGUCAUGCCGCUUAUUUAAGAAAUUUUGCUUUGACUAAAAUAUCAAUUCCAUU
This is a messenger RNA of Rubroshorea leprosula, 1121 nucleotides long. NCBI's taxonomy places the organism in Eukaryota, Viridiplantae, Streptophyta, Magnoliopsida, Malvales, Dipterocarpaceae. The record is from the annotation of a GenBank genome assembly.